AUGACCUCCCGAACCGCGGUGCGCUCUGUGAGCAGCUUGACACAUGCGGUAGCCAAAGCGUCCAGCACUUCCCCCGCAGUGGCCCGCAGUGGCCUGACGUUGGCUGCUCGUUCCCCCGCCUCGUUCACUAGCCGACGCUCGCUCAGCUCCAAUAGCCGACACCUACAACAGUUCCCCCGCCUUCAGUCCGUCCAGUCUUUCUCUCACAAGAGAGCCUUCAGUUCAACCGUCACAAUGGCUUCCGAAACCCGCACUGAGAGCGAUGCCUUCGGCGAGAUCCAGGUCCCCGCCGACAAGUACUGGGGUGCGCAAACUCAGCGUUCUCUGGGCAAUUUCGACAUCAACCAGCCCCAGGACCGCAUGCCCGAUGCCGUCGUCAAGGCAUUCGGUAUCCUGAAGGGUGCUGCUGCUACUGUCAACAUGAAGUAUGGUCUCGACCCCAAGAUCGGCGAGGCUAUCAAGCAGGCUGCUGCUGAGGUUGCUGAAGGCAAGCUUUUGGACCAUUUCCCUCUUGUCGUCUGGCAGACCGGCUCCGGCACUCAGUCCAACAUGAACUCCAACGAGGUCAUCUCCAACCGCGCCAUUGAAAUUCUCGGCGGCAAGAUGGGCACCAAGAAGCCUGUCCACCCCAACGACCACGUCAACAUGUCUGCUUCCUCCAACGAUUCCUUCCCCACUGCCAUGCACAUCGCCGCUGUUGUGGAACUCGAGAACACUCUCCUCCCUGCCUUGAAGAGCCUCCGUGACGCUCUCCAGAAGAAGGUCGAGAACUUUGAGCGCAUCAUCAAGAUCGGUCGUACCCAUCUGCAGGACGCCACCCCUCUUACGCUUGGCCAGGAGUUCUCUGGCUACGUUGCCCAGCUCGACCGCAACAUUGAGCGCGUCAAUGCUUCUCUGCCUCACUUGCGCUACCUCGCACAGGGUGGUACUGCCGUUGGUACUGGUCUGAACACCUUCAAGGGUUUCGACGAGGCCAUUGCCGUCGAAGUCAGCAAGCUCACCGGCACCGAGUUCAAGACUGCCCCCAACAAGUUCGAGGUUCUCGCUGCCCACGACGCCAUUGUUGAGGCAUCUGGCUCUCUCAACACCCUUGCCAGCUCCCUGUUCAAGAUCGCCCAGGAUAUCCGUUAUCUCGGAUCCGGCCCUCGCUGCGGUCUCGGCGAACUCAUCCUCCCCGAGAACGAGCCCGGUUCCUCCAUCAUGCCUGGCAAGGUCAACCCUACCCAGUGCGAGUCCCUGACCAUGGUCUGCUCCCAGGUUAUGGGUAACCACGUUGCUGCCACCAUCGGCGGCAUGAACGGCCAGUUCGAGCUCAACGUCUUCAAGCCUCUGAUGAUCCGCAACCUGCUCCACAGCGUGCGCAUCCUCGCUGACGGCAUGAAGAGCUUCGAGAAGAACCUCGUCGUUGGCCUUGAGGCUAAUGAGCCCAGAAUCAACGCUCUUCUCCACGAGAGUCUGAUGCUUGUCACCUGCCUGAACCCCGUCAUUGGCUACGACAUGGCUUCCAAGGUCGCCAAGAACGCUCACAAGAAGGGUCUCACCCUGAAGCAGAGUGCUAUGGAGCUCAAGGCCCUUAGCGAGGAGGACUUCGACAAGUACGUCCGUCCUGAGCUGAUGCUGAGCCCUAAGGAGAAGAAAUAG
Messenger RNA from Aspergillus calidoustus, 1641 nucleotides. NCBI's taxonomy places the organism in Eukaryota, Fungi, Ascomycota, Eurotiomycetes, Eurotiales, Aspergillaceae. The record is from the annotation of a GenBank genome assembly.